Messenger RNA from Prunus armeniaca (apricot), 1353 nucleotides. Lineage: Eukaryota; Viridiplantae; Streptophyta; Magnoliopsida; Rosales; Rosaceae. The record is from the annotation of a GenBank genome assembly.
AUGAAACAAAAAAUUGAAGAGAAGGCACCUCGCCAUGGUUGCUGCCAGAAACAAGUGCUAAAACCCAGCUUGGAGAGAUCAAGGAUCGAACUUGAUUGGCCAUCCAAAUCCACGAGGAUUUUGGCAAUAUGGGUCGGUCCGAAUCUUGUUAGCAGGGUUUAUCUGAUCUGGUGGGGCUGUUUUUCUUUAGAUUAUAGAACCCCAGAAGAUAGAAGAAGUUGUUUAUUGUGGACAAGAAUGGGUUGUAGCUGCUUUGGUACUUCAGUUGCUGACAGGAAAAGGAGGUCUGGUCACUUUGGCCAUGAUCUUGAUGGAAAUUUGCUGGAAAAUAUUAAAACUUUUUCCUACAAUGAAUUAAGAUCGGCGACCGAUGAUUUCCAUUCCAGUAAUAAGAUAGGGCGAGGAGGUUUUGGAACUGUUUACAAGGGAACCCUGAAAAGUGGCAAGCAAGUUGCUGUGAAGACACUUUCUGCUCGGUCGAAGCAGGGAGUCCGUGAAUUCUUAAAUGAGAUUAUUACUAUAUCAAAUGUCAGGCAUCCAAACCUUGUUGAGUUGAUUGGGUGCUGUGUUGAAGGAGCGGAUCGGGUUUUGGUCUAUGAAUAUGCUGAGAAUAACAGCCUUGAUCAUGCAUUGUUAGGUUCAAAGAGUAAAAACAUCAUACUCAAUUGGGAAAAAAGAUCAGCCAUUUGCUUGGGUACUGCUAGGGGUCUUAUGUUUCUUCAUGAGGAACUGAUGCCACAUAUUGUCCAUAGAGAUAUCAAGGCUAGUAAUAUACUUCUAGACAGAGAUUUUAACCCCAAAAUUGGAGACUUUGGGUUGGCUAAACUCUUCCCUGAUAACAUCACUCAUAUUAGCACAAGGAUUGCAGGAACAACUGGUUAUUUAGCACCAGAAUACGCUCUGGGAGGUCAGUUAACCAAGAAGGCUGAUGUUUACAGUUUCGGUGUUCUUGUUCUUGAAAUAGUUAGUGGCAGAAGCAGUGCCAAGGAAAACUGGGGAGGGACAGAAAAGUUUCUCCUCGAAUGGGCAUGGCAGCUCCAUGAAGAAGGGCGACUAUUGGAGCUUGUCGACCCAGAGAUGGGGGAAUUUCCUGAGGAAGAACUCCUUAGGUACAUGAAGGUUGCAUUUUUCUGCACCCAAGCAGCAGCAAGCCGAAGGCCAACGAUGAGUGUGGUUGUUGAGAUGCUCUCAAGAAACAUCAGAAUCAAUGAGAAGCAACUUACAGCCCCAGGUUUCUUCAACAAUUCAGGGAGCCUCAGCGGACCUUCUUCAAGUAAAAAAUCAUCUGCCGACACAACUAGCUAUCAGAUGAGUUCUGUCCCUGACACUAUAACUCAAGUAGCACCUCGCUGA